Molecule: messenger RNA, 837 nt
Organism: Osmia lignaria (orchard mason bee)
Lineage: Eukaryota; Metazoa; Arthropoda; Insecta; Hymenoptera; Megachilidae
Source: RefSeq, a predicted model, not a curated record
CGUUUUCCUUAACGUUGCUCAAUUAAUUCAAAAUGUAUCAAACGAGCGUGGAAAAUUCUUGCACGCGAAAAAUUUCUAUCGCAACGGAAGAAUACGUUAUGAAGAUAAAUGAUAUUCGCGAUACCGUAAGUUCUUUAGAGGAAAGUUUAAUGGUUUCACGAAGUUUGGAGGCGGAACGAUGGCUUCUGUACUCGAACCUGAAGACAAAGAACAAAGUAGCGAUGGAUGAUUUAAAGAAAGCGAAUGACCAUAAUAAAAAUAUGUUAAAUUUAUUCAGGCAGAGCGUCACGGAUAUCCGUCUUGGAAGUCAAACUGCCUUACCAGAAUCAUUAAAGAGGGAGGUACAAAGAAAUUGGCACCAAAAGUACGACACAUUGUUAAAACAAAAUGAACAAUUAAAAGAAGAAGUAAUUACCAAGAAUGCUGUAAUUAAAGAAAAGGCACUGGAGAUUGAUAAUCUUCAACAGAAGCUAUUGACUCUUGGUGACAGACUCGUCGAGCGUAACGAGGCCGUAGAAAACAUUUGUAAAAAGUACUUGAACCUGAAGAAGCGAAAGGAUGAGCAAGAAAUCCUGCUACGAGGCUCUAUUGAAACCCUGCAGGAUGCACUGAAAAACAAGAACAGUGUAACUGGAAGUAAAAGUGCUGAAAUGUCUUUAAUGCCCAGUAAAGAUGCAUUGUUGGCUCGAGAAAGACGACGCAGCGAUCGUUUGGCUUACGAGAAUUCUCUACUUAGAGUUCUUCUGCAGGAAGCAAAGCGUGGAUAUCAAGUCAGCGGAAGUAGCAGUGUCAUCUCAUUUGAAAAAACCACUUGAACCACCCUUACAGUUUUCGUGA